AUGAAAUCUUAGGAUAGCAAUAUUUGCUAUGCAAACUCAGCAGUUUAGAUUCUAUUUCACUGCAAGCAAUUUAGACAAAAAGUUUUAAAUUUCUAGCCUAAGCAAUCUACAAAAGAUUAUCUGACUAGAGAUCUAUAAGACCUAUUUCAGCAGAUGACAUAAUCUUCUAAAUCUAAAGGCAAUAUUAAUUCAAAGAAGUUUAUGCAGAGAAUAAAAAAACUAAACUAACUCUUUGACAAUGAUGAUCACCAUGAUUCGCAUGAGUUUCUGAUAUGGCUGCUCAAUCACAUUUCUGAGGAACUCUAAGCUGAUAUCAAUAGAGAAAACAAACAAAAGAAUUAGGAGACUAAUAAUAAGAUCUAGCAGAGUUCACCUAAUCCCUAUGUAUUCGUUCAAGAUUUGUUUGAAGGUAAAUUGGUAUCAAAGAUAAGUUGCAAUUUAUGUGAAUGCGCGAAUGAGAGAGAUGAACCAUUUAUGGCACUCUCAGUAGAUAUUGAGAAAGGAAGCUCUUUGAAUCAUUGUAUAAAGCAGUUCGCUCACAAGGAAUGGAUGCUCAACAGGGAUAAAUUUUAUUGUGAAUAGCAAUGCUAUACUAAACAGGUAGCAACUAAAUAGAUGAUGAUUAAACAAAAACCAAAGAUACUUAUAAUUCAUUUGAAGAGAUUCAAGAUAGAUCCAUAGACAUUGAGAUACCAAAAACUUUCUCACAGAAUACCAUUCCCUAAUGAACUAAGAAUAGAAUCAGCUCUCGAUGAGAGCGAAGAUAGUUCAUAAAGUCUUUUAUAUCAUUUAAAGGGAAUAGUAAUUCAUGUUGGACAAGGAUUCUCUUAUGGCCAUUACUUUUCCCUGAUCAAAUCUUAAGGUAGAUGGAUUAAAAUGGAUGAUACUAAUGUGUCAGUAGUUGAUGAAAAAUAUAUGAGAGCCUUAUAUGGACUACCAUCGAGUAAUGAAUAAUCUGGUUGGCCCACAGCCUACAUGUUAUUAUACGAUAGCUAACCUGAUGAAUGA
Stylonychia lemnae is the source of this 1008-nucleotide messenger RNA. Lineage: Eukaryota; Ciliophora; Spirotrichea; Sporadotrichida; Oxytrichidae. The record is from the annotation of a GenBank genome assembly.